GGUAUCCGUAAGGCCUUCCAUGCAAGGCCGUCACCAUUUGACGCCUACUCUAGUCAUGCAACAGUGCACCUCUGGCGGCCAACUGCUCGUCGGCCGGCACGCGGAAACUGGAGUGCAUCAGUUGAUGCAGCAUCAACUCACAUGGCAGUCUCGUGAGUCCUCCAUGCCACACGCCUGGUUUUCGAAACUUGUUGCGCUUGACCUGCCUCAUUCUUCGAGUUGCUGUAUUCGGCGCAAGUAUUCGCAGUUGGUACCAUGGGGAAACGUUUUCCCAUCCCGAGAGAGGACCUGCCGAAGCUCCACGUGAGUCAGCAGGAACAUGACGAUGGCAAGGAACUCAUGACCACUCUGCUGGCGCACACGCUGCGCGAGUUCGAACACUUUGCCUACGACCGCAAAGGUGUCGUGGACUCCAAGCGUUGGAAGUCACAGUACUCGCACGACGACAUGAACAUAUACCGCGAACGCGACGUGGGCGUCACCAGUUAUCAGUUGAACAAGACGUUGCGUCACUGCAAAAUGAGAAGUCCAUUGUUUUCGUGUACGGAGGCGACACUGACACCGGCUACCGUCAUGUUAACCGGGUGGGGCCCCGGUCGGGUAGAAGACGCAAUGAGCGCCGUGGUCACCGAGGGUCAGCAGGAUCUGUCCCUGGUUGUCACCUACAUGCACCAGGACGUGGCCGACUGCGCUGUGGUACACACGAUGGAGCAUCCGAGUGACGACGCGCCGUACCAUUACAUGGGCUACAAGUACUUCGUCAAGAAAUCCCCGACCAACGCGGUGGUUGUCAAACACCGCGAUUCGCUGUACCUCGAGUACUGCGGCAUGACGCAGACCCGGACGGGCGAGACCGUGGGCUUCCACCUCAUGCAGUCCGUGGAUAUCGAUGAGUUCCCCGACCUAACGGGCCACAACUCGAUCCGCGCGUUGCAGAGCUCCCGGUAUCUCUACCGACAGAAGAGCGACCGGGUCGUUGAAGUCUUCAUGCUGGGCAAUAUGGACUUGUCCGGCAUGAUCGUCAAGCCUAUCGCCAGUAUAUUCUCGGCCGGCGCGCAGUUCGGCGUCACCCGGUUGCUUGACUUGGCAGAAGUGCGGCGACUCACUGACAUGGCGAGGAACCGCCGACGCUAUCGUGGCGAGUCCGACGUAGACCAGUCGUUCUCGCAGUAUUCAAGUGCGUCCACGUACGUGGCGGGCGACGGCUGUAACGUUUGCAACCGGGGUAAGCCAAGCAAGUUCGUAGCCUGUCACCUGUGUGGACACGGUGUUUGUCCGCGUUGCCGCUCCACGAAGCGAGUGUGGGCCAGCGACAGUCUCGGCAUCAUGGGUAGCUUUCGCAAGAUUCAGGCGUGUUCGAGGUGCGUCAUGCGCGCCAACACAGGCACGUACGAACCUCCAGUCGAGCGCGUGCGGUCAUUGAGAUCACAUCAAAGCAGCAGCAGUUCAAACACAAGCGAUAGCGAGCCCACUGCGGUCAAUGCCACGUCUAGUUUUGAGGGAAUGCUGUACACAGAGGCCAAUUCUACGAGGCGAAUUCACAGACGAAGGACGAAGACGCCCCCGGCACCUGGGACCCCGGUCAUGGGCCGAAGCUUCGUGCACCAGGGCACUACGACCUACCCGGAUGCUGCCGUAUCUUGCACGUCUCCAGAGUUCGAGGUGCCCAACCGACUGAAUCUCCGCCCACCACAGUCUUCGUCCGAGUCCCGGUCGUAUUCGGGAGUGACGAACCUGUCCAAGGUGAAGGAAUCGGGCUACUCGAAAUCGGUCGGCUCCAUCCCAGCAGAACCCAAGGCGAGCAGAAUGAAGAAGCAGACGUCCGACAGCGAGGUGCCGGACCAAUUGGCCAUGAUGGCGAGGCUUGAGGAGCUCAACAACAUGGCCGAGGCCACCUCUUACAAGACGCAAGUCAACGGGAUCUACCUCGCACAGCAGAUGCACCACCAGUUCAAGAUGCAGACGGCCGCCGACAGGAUGAAGUGAGCAAACGCCCGCCAACCAUCGUACGGACCGUGAUGUUGUGAAUAUAUUGAUAGGCGUUAGUGAUCUACAUGUACAUGUACAACGACUGCACUGCGUAUUGCAGAUGAUCGAGGCUAUUGUACGUACGCCGCCGCGCCAAAGCCGCGCGGCGUGGAACUGUCAAACGGAGCGGUGCGUGAUGUAGAAUGCUGGCAAAGACUUCGCG
Phytophthora nicotianae INRA-310 is the source of this 2191-nucleotide messenger RNA. RefSeq lists its product as hypothetical. Bases 256 to 1986 code for a protein of 576 amino acids. Lineage: Eukaryota; Oomycota; Peronosporomycetes; Peronosporales; Peronosporaceae. The transcript has a single exon. The record is from RefSeq and is a predicted model, not a curated record.